This is a messenger RNA of Dentiscutata erythropus, 156 nucleotides long. NCBI's taxonomy places the organism in Eukaryota, Fungi, Glomeromycota, Glomeromycetes, Diversisporales, Gigasporaceae. The record is from the annotation of a GenBank genome assembly.
AUGAAUCAGGGCUCACGUCUAUUUCCAUCUUUUUAUGCUGUACAAAAUGUCAUCGAAGCUGAAGCUGCUAAACAUUUGGAAGUUUAUACGGAAAAAAUGAGGCAGCAAAUGGAAAAAGGAAGAAAGCAUCCACAUACAUAUGAACCAGAUGAUUUG